AGGAGGAGAGAGAGAGAGAGAGAGCGGCGCUUCCGGGCCCGGGCCUCAGGCCGACGACUGCCGUCGGGGCCUUGCCACCGCCCGCGGCGCACUCUUCCCCCUGAAAAGCCGCCCGUCUGGGACAGCGGCACAACAUGGGUGGGUUUUUCUCUACCAUCUUUUCCAGCUUGUUUGGAACCCGGGAGAUGCGAAUUUUAAUUCUGGGAUUAGAUGGGGCAGGAAAAACUACAAUUUUGUACAGGUUACAGGUUGGAGAAGUUGUCACCACCAUUCCCACCAUUGGUUUCAAUGUCGAGACAGUAACAUAUAAGAACCUUAAAUUUCAAGUCUGGGACUUGGGAGGACAAACAAGUAUCAGGCCAUACUGGCGUUGUUAUUAUUCAAAUACAGAUGCAGUCAUUUAUGUAGUAGACAGCUGUGACCGAGACAGGAUUGGCAUUUCCAAAUCAGAAUUAGUUGCCAUGUUGGAGGAGGAGGAGCUGAGGAAAGCCAUUUUAGUGGUUUUUGCUAACAAACAGGAUAUGGAACAGGCCAUGACUCCCACAGAGAUGGCAAAUUCACUUGGGCUACCAGCAAUGAAGGACCGGAAAUGGCAAAUUUUCAAAACAUCAGCAACCAAAGGCACUGGGCUUGAUGAAGCAAUGGAAUGGCUAGUGGAAACCUUAAAGAGCAGACAGUAAUGCAACAACUCCUCCUUUGAAGCAGUCAAGUGAGAUACACACUACUAGAUGCUAUCACACAUAACUGGCGUAUAAUGGGACUGAUCGUAAGCAUAUUUAGUUGGAGGAUGGAUACCUAUUGAUCCAACUGAAUAUCUACUCUGUAUUAUAUAAAAUAUAUUCCUUUCUAGCUUUCUGUGUUAAGAUACAGUCUCUUCAUUUUUAUGGAAUUCUUAAUUGAGAUAAGACCUUUGGGAGAAUGCGCGCUUGGUGGAAUAAACUUGGUUUUGAAUUCAGUGGCCACAACGAGUUUCUGUAAACACUAAUAAAUAUCUUAAUGAUCACUUUA
Messenger RNA from Ornithorhynchus anatinus (platypus), 1008 nucleotides. It is a transcript of the gene ARL1, whose product is annotated as ADP ribosylation factor like GTPase 1. Gene Ontology annotation, cellular component: Golgi apparatus; cytoplasm. The coding region runs from base 135 to 680 and encodes 181 amino acids. Gene Ontology annotation, biological process: vesicle-mediated transport; intracellular protein transport. The transcript has 6 exons. Gene Ontology annotation, molecular function: GTP binding; GTPase activity. The record is from RefSeq and is a predicted model, not a curated record. Lineage: Eukaryota; Metazoa; Chordata; Mammalia; Monotremata; Ornithorhynchidae.